UGUAAAGAAGGAAUGGAUGGAGUAAUAAAAUAUUUAAUCCAAAUAUGGCAGCUUUCCGAGGAUCCAGGGAGUAUGUUGAUGUUCUCUCUGAUAUCUCUAUUUACAAGGUUCUUUCGUCAUUUUCCAUUUCAACUCAAAACCAGCAAACAUGGCCACUUUCAGUUUAUCAACAAAUUGGGUUCUUCAAGACAGAAGAUUGAGGUGUAUGGUUCUCUCUGAUUCCUCUUUUUACAAGGCCUCAUUUUCCAAUGCAUUGUUACGUGAUAUAGGGAGAAUAUGUCCUCUGUCAUCAAAGCCUAGGUCACGCAGUAUAAAAUGUCAAAAGGAGGAUGAUUCAUUUGAGGAAGUAUCUGUUGAGCGUGCACCAUAUCACAGCUAUAUGGACUCUACAUCUGGGAAGCUUGAACCUGCCUCUGGUGCACGUGCAAGUAUUCCAGGGCAGGAGUAUUGGCCUGAAGGGACUGCUGACCGUGUUAGGGCUGCUAGAGCUCCAGAACCUAAAGGAGAGUCAACAACUGCUUCAUCCUUUGGGAAGAAGCCUGGAAGCAGGCGCAAAAGCUACAAAGGAUCAGCUGCUUUUGCUGGCUCUCGGGAACAAAAUUCAGUCACUUCAGAUCCAGUUAUAACGGAUAUGUCAGAUGACGCUGCUGAAGAUCCUAAAGAUUCUUCUUCUGAAUAUGUAAUCUACCAGACAGAGCCUGAAACUGAAAGAGAGGAGUUGAGUGAUUUUGAGCUGGAUAAAAAAUUUGGACGGCCACAUCCAUUUAUUGAUCCAAAAGUGAAAAAGCCAAAAGAUGAACCACUUACAAGUGAAGAACUUUGGUGGAAUUGGAGAAAGCCCGAUAAGGAGCAGUGGUCUAGAUGGCAAAGGAGGAAGCCUGAUGUUGAAACGGUUUUUCUCAAAGCCAUGGCUGAGACUGGACAAGUAAAGCUUUAUGGAGAGCAUCCAACUCGAACAGAGGCAUCUCUCUACAGAGCUAGACGCCACCUGUUUAAAGAGGAAAGGUUGAAAGCCGAACAGGAAAAAUUAGAGAGAGUAGGCCCCAUGGCAUAUUACUCAGAAUGGGUUAAAGCAUGGAAGGGAGAUACUUCACGUGAAGCUAUUCAAAAACAUUUUGAAGAGACUGGUGAAGAUGAGAACACACAGCUUAUUGAAAUGUUCAGUUAUCAGACUGAUAGAGAAUAUCGCAUAAUGAUGGGGACUGAUAUUCGCAUACGCAGGGAUCCUUUGGCUAUGCGCAUGCGCGAGGAUCAAAUAAAGCAAAUUUGGGGUGGAGAUCCUGUUUAUCCUACUGUUAAUUACAUUCAAGAACCGGAUGCUGUAAUCGAUUAUAGAGGCCCAGAUUUUCAUGAACCUACACCUAACAUGUUGGCUCAUCUUAAGGAGCACGGGAAGAUCAUUUCAAGGGAGGAGCUGGAACAAAUUUUGGCCAAAGAGAAGACUGAAGAGCUUGAGAUUGCAGAUAUGGAUGAAGCUAUGGCACGUGCUGUUGACAUUGGGGACAAUGAGGAUGAGGAUGAAGAUAGUGGCUCUGAAGGAAGUGAUGAAGAGGAGAAGAUUAAUAGAAGCUGGAGUGUCUUGAAAACCAAUCCUCAGCCUCGCAAGUCAAAGGACAAACCUAAGAAGAAAGAGUCCAUGUCUUUGGAUGAGGCUGUUGAAGAUUCAGAGAAUCUAACUGACUUUUUGAUGGACUUUGAUGAGGAAGAGUAAUACUUUCAACAAAAUGUUUCAAGAUUCAGUUCUUGUGCACUCCCAAGUACCAACUCCAACUCUGGUGUAUUGCUCAAGAGAAAGUGUACUUUGCAAUCACUAUUGACGAUAGCUUUAGCUCUUGAUCAACAAAUGCAUCAACCAGAUGUAUCAUCGAAAAGCCUUAAUACUGCUGCAAGCCGUGUAAUAUUCUCGUUUCUCUGGGUUCUGAAUCACUUCCUUUGUAGGCAUGUAAGAGAUGCAUGAUCUAAAAGUCUGGAAAAUGCAGCCUAUCCUAUUCUAUCAGUUCAUUGUACCCUUAUUUACACUAGAAUUGAAUAAAGUCAUAGUAUUUCAAAAUUUUUGCUUACAUGAAAUGCAAGUAUGCAGAUUGCAUUGUCAUCUAGUGUCAAUUUUUAUUUCAUAGGUGAAUCACUUGAUUUUGGCUGUGACAAGUUAUACUCCUAUGUGAUGGAUGACACUAUAUUUCAUAUUCUGGAGUUUAUUCAAGCUUUUGGGUAUUGUCUA
Amaranthus tricolor (Joseph's coat) is the source of this 2218-nucleotide messenger RNA. Its product is annotated as protein PLASTID TRANSCRIPTIONALLY ACTIVE 12, chloroplastic. The transcript has 11 exons. The record is from RefSeq and is a predicted model, not a curated record. Gene Ontology annotation, biological process: response to light stimulus; plastid transcription; positive regulation of red or far-red light signaling pathway. Gene Ontology annotation, cellular component: nucleus; chloroplast. Bases 149 to 1711 code for a protein of 520 amino acids. NCBI's taxonomy places the organism in Eukaryota, Viridiplantae, Streptophyta, Magnoliopsida, Caryophyllales, Amaranthaceae.